This is a messenger RNA of Chironomus riparius, 5369 nucleotides long. The record is from the annotation of a GenBank genome assembly. NCBI's taxonomy places the organism in Eukaryota, Metazoa, Arthropoda, Insecta, Diptera, Chironomidae.
GAGCGAAUUGAACGUAGAGCGAAUUGAAAAUAACGGUCAAAAAAUAUUUGAAAAAGUUCGUAUUUGAAUACCACCAUUGAAUUACAAGCUAAGAUAGAGAAAAAGUUAAUUAUAUCAAAAAGUCGAUAAAAACAGCAUAAAAUAUCAUUAACAGAGCAUAAAUCUGUAGUUAAAGUUACAUAAAUUGUUUUAAUUAUAUUUUUGAUUAGUUUAAGUGUAAGGAAAAAGUGAUAAAUCAAUGAUUUUAAAAAUGUUUUACUGAUCACAUUUUUUCUCAUUAUAAACUCCUGCAAAGUUCUUAAAAUUUUCUUCUUAUUUAUCGCAUAUAAAGCGGAUAAAUAGCAUUAGUAAAGUAAGUAUAAAAGGAUAUCACCAAAAAAAUUAAAGUUUGACGCCAUGCGUAGUUCUAUGGAUGAAAUUGUUGAUGGCGAUAUUAAGGAAAUUAAUAAAAAUAUCAGUGGAAGAAGAAGUAUUCGAGACAAUUACAAUUACGAAGAAAUUUCGAGUCGCAAAAAAGUGAAUAAUAAUGAAGACCGAUCAAUUUCGGAGCCACCACAAUCACGUUAUUCAUCGACAUAUACUAAUAAUCACAAUACUGGAUCAGGUAGACUGAAAACAAUUCGCGAAAAGCAAGUUGUAGACGAUGUUGGAUCGUCUGAGGAUGAAGAGGAUUUUUCAAAAUCCAAUAGCCAAUUGAAUGAAAGUGAUUUAGAUCUCGAAAUUCCGGAAAGUGCAUCACAUACACCUACUCCAACAUUAUUGACAUCAAAAUCUCGCCGAAUAAACAGUGAAACGAAUUUGAAUGAUUCAAAGAGACGAUUAACAGGUUUUAUGGGCAAUAGGAGUAAGCGCUUUUGUGCAUCUACUAGUGAAUUGAACUUUGCAUCACAUCUCGAUACACAUAAAUCAUUAUUUUCGCCGAAAAAUAAUCAAAAUAGCCGUUCGGGAAGUCUCUUUGGAAGUAAUAUGUCACUAAAUAGCACCAAUAGUCGGCUUUUUGUGGCCAAUUCACCAUUUUAUAAUGGUAAGACAACUUUUGGUGGUGCAUCAGCAUAUCCAAGACGAGAUAUUAAUCAACAUAAAGUGUUGAGGACGCCUAUUCAAAUGAGACCAUCGUCAAGCUUAUCAAAUUCAUCAAAUACAUCAACCAAAUCGGAGGGAGCUUUAGGGCCGGAAUCAAAUGCUGCAAAACGUAUACUUGAAAUUAUGACACAAUUUAGUGGUCCGCUAAAGGAGACUCGUAAUAUGGGAAAUAAUAUCAAUUCAAUGAUUAAAAUUCCAGGAUUAGUUCAAACUCGUAAGCGAUUUGGCGAUGAGGAUUUACAGCUGGAUCGAAGCAUAUCAUUAACACGACCAACUGCUCCUUACAGUCGUCCUUUAGUAACAUCGAGAAAUCAACAGCAACAACAACAACCCGAAUCGCCUUCAAUAUUAUUGAACUCACAGGCAAAUUCAAAGACACCUCAAAUUCCGACAAUGUCACAGUUAUUGAAAAUGAAGAGACUUCAAAAUAGCACAGAACGCGUUCGUGAAAUUGCAAAUCGGUCUGAAAACUUCCUUAAUCAAACUCAUGAAUAUAAAUUACCGUCACAAAACGAUGAAUUACAAUCAAACAAUACAGUAAAUGCUACUUCAUCGUCCUCAUCAUCAUCAUCAUCAUUUAAAAUGAAAAGUAACAUCACGAAGAAUCUAUUAAGAAACGACAAAGGAAUCGAUGAACUUCCUCCAACACCUCUCAAUCUGCCGAAUAUUCAAUUGCCAGAGUUAAAGUCAAUUCCAAAGUUUGAUAUUAAACUUCCAAAUUCAAACAAAUCACCAACAUCAUUUGUAGCAACAACAGUAACAAGUAACAAUAUUAUUGCAUCCAAGUCAAUCAAUAUCGAUAAAACGCCCUCAAUUUUCUCAACAACAACUUCACCAUCAUCAUUAUCUUCUUCGACGAUGUUCAAAACUGCCACAGAAAUGACAACAAUUAAUCAAUCAACAGAGAUGAUUAAGGAAAAGAUAGUUUUGAAAGUAAAUAAUAGUAGCUUUAUAUUUUCAAAACCAAUUCGAUUGAGCGUCAGUGAUGCUGACUAUUUGAACUUAAAAGUCACGACUGAUUACUUUAAGUUUAGCCAGCCAAUUCUUAUUGACGAUGAAAUGAAUUCAUCAGAAAAAGUUUUAGAAAUUCAGCCAACAAAGCCAGUGACAGAUAAUUUAUUUAAAAAUCUUGUUGCACAACAAAAGUCUCAAUCAUGGGAAUGUGAUUCGUGCAUGACUCGAAACGAUUUUGACAAGACCAAGUGUUUAUGCUGCGACAGUGUCAGACGGGAUAGUGGGAUUAGUUCUCAUUUAUCAAGCACGUCCUCUAUUAAAGAAUCCUCAAAUGCACCGCCAACAGAUGAUUUAUUCAAGACUCUUGCCGCUCAGCAGAAAAAAUCACAGUGGGAUUGUACUGAAUGCUUUAGUAAGAAUGAUUUAGAUAAAGAGAAAUGCUUGUGCUGUGAAACUCCAAAGCCUGGAAGUAAACCAACCACAACUAGUUCCUCGUCAGGAUUUAAAUUUGGAAUGCCUGCUGUUGCACCAGCUAAAGACGAUUUGUUUAAGACUUUAGCUGCUCAGCAGAAAAAAGCUAAUUGGGAAUGCAGUGAGUGCAUGACAAGUAAUGAUGUAAAUAAGGAAAAAUGUGCAUGUUGCGAGGCUCCAAAACCCGGUAGCCAGAAAGUGUCAAGCCAAACCUCAAGCUUUUCUUUCGGUGUAAAAUCAUCAACAAGUGAUUCGCCAUUAAAACCUCAAUUUUCUUUUGGAAUGCCAACAUCAACACCUGCUUCAUCGUCAUCAAAAAAUGUCGACGCAGAUUUUAAGAAAAUUGUUGAAAAACAAAGUGCAAAUUGGGAAUGCUCAGCAUGUAUGACAAGAAAUGAUCAGUCAAAAUCAAAAUGUAUUUGCUGUGAGCAAGCAAAGCCUGGCUCAUCGGAAAAUAAAUCUCAAUUUUCAUUCGGAAGUAAAGUUUCAUCGACAGUCUCACUUCCAGCGCCAUCAGAAGUUAAAUUUUCAUUUGGAUCGCAGCCAGUAAAAUCAGAUACAGCAUUAAAUAAGGAUGAGAAUAAUAAGAAAAAUGACGAUAAGGUCGAUGAAGUUGAUAAGCCAAAACAACCAUUUUCAUUUGGUGCCGUUAAUAACACAUCAAGUACUGAGACGUCAGCAUUUUCAGCAUCAAGCUUUACAUUCAAAUCACCUCAAGCCAGUACAGUAAAUGCUUCAUUUACAAUGAAAUCACCAAAUACAGUUGGAGACAAGAAAAAGGAAGAGGACGUAACAGAGAAAAGUGACACGACUGAAAAAGGAACUGAUAAGACUUCAAUGUUUUCAUUUGGAAGUAAAACUGCUAAUGUUCCUGAAAAGAAAGUUGCCUUCGAUAUUCAGCCAAAAGUUGCUGAAGAAAAGUUGCCUGAAAAAGUAAGUGACGAGAAAAAGGCUGCUGGUGGUUUUUCAUUUCCAACAGCAACCAGCACGCCUGCACUUGAGAAUGCAAAUAGUGCUUUAAAAACUAAUGGAGGAUUUAGUUUCGGUGGAUUUGCAAAGCCUGAAACAACCACAAAGGAAGACAAUAAGCCAGCUAGUGGAGGUUUUCAAUUUGGUGCAGCAAGCACAAGCUCUCCAUUUUCAAGCACAUCAUCAACUGCUUCUGUACAGCCAACUAGUACUUUUGCCUUUGGAUCGCCUAAAAUACAGACAACUGAAACAUCUGAACCUCAAAAGCCUGCAAUUUUCGGUAGUUUUGGAAAUACAGCACAACAAACUAAUGCAUCGCCUUUCUCAUCGACCUCAACUAAUCCCGUUGCCACAUCCUCAACGCCAGUUUUUGGACAAAAUGCAGCUUCAACUUUUUCAUUCGGUGCCGCAGCAGCCAAAAAAGAUGAAAUUACUCCAAUCUUUGCUUUUGGAAACUCGAAACCUGCUGCAAAUUCAAAUAUGGUUUUUGGAAGUAGUACUUUUGCAUCGUCAGCAUCGACUCCAAGUGUUACUCCAAUGUUUGGUGCCCAUCCAACACCAACUUUCGGUUCAAAUUUAUCAACAAAUAAUAACAAUAAUGAAGGCUUUGGAAGUAAAAUGGUCGGUUUUGGAGGCAUUCAAUCAGCACCAUCAAAUCAAUCUCAGAAGCGAGCCUUUGACUUUGGCUCAUCAGACGUGCCACAAAAGAAAUUUGAUUUCGGUCAGCAACAGCCACAAGUAGUCCAACAAUCAAGUUCUGCGCCUUUCCAAUUCAAUGCUCAAGGAAAUGCUGAGACAGUAAAGCCGGCAUUCAGUUUUUCAGCAACACCAGCACCUCAAUCAUUUAACUUUACUGGAGUUAACAGUAAUGCAAAUAAUAAUGUGGUCAACAACAAUAUUGCACAGACGCAAUCACCACAACCAGCUGCAACAAACAUCAUGCAAUUUGGAGCUACUAGUGCUCCAACGGUUGCUAUUCAAGGAAUCAAUGCAUUUGGAGCUCAAGCAGCUGCAACCACACCACAACGAAAAAUAUUGAGAGCUGCUCGUCGCGCGACUCGUCGUUGACGUGAUUAAUUCUUAACAAUUAUUAAUUUUUUUUAAAAACAUUUAAAGUUUAAACACAACAAAAUAUUAUGAAAUAGGACUUAUCUGAAAUGAAGCAGAAAAAAAAACAGAUUUAAGCAAAUAAAGUGUGAUGAAAAAGAAGAGAAAACAAGUCGAUCGACUAAUCGCGUAAAAUUGGGGAAUGUAAGACAUAAAAAAAAUGUUGAUUAAUUUAUAUUUUAUACUCGUUAAACACAUCGAUCGCAAAGAUAUUUUGUCUUCUUUUUCGAAGGCACCUAAAACCCUAAAGUGUAGUAAUUUAAAGAAAGAAUAAAAAGUAUGUGACGGCGGAGUGAAAAUUAAAUAAAUUGAAAUCGUCCUUAAGAAAAAAAAAAGCUGAACGUGAAGCAUGAAAUAAUUAAAAAUACUGAACAAUAAAAGUGAUUUGUACAGACAGGAAGUGGCGAUUGCUCUCAGGAUUUUACUUCCUUUAUAAAUUGAAAUUUAAAAAUUUGUGUCAAUGUAUUUUGAAUAAUAAAGAAAUUGAAGUUAACUCGAAAUCCUGACUGCAAAUUGCUACCAAAAUAAUAAUAUGACAUGAUUAAACUUGAUUACAUAAGCAUAACAUAAUUAAAUAAACCUUUUUUUUUUUCUUGUUUUGUAAAUGCAUUUUUACAAUGUAAAGGAUGGAAUUCGAUAAAAGCUAUGUUCUUUUCAGUUAAUAUCAUGAAUUGUUUUAGUUCUUGUCAAAAUAAACGAGUAAAAAAUUGAUUUUUAAAAUUAUUUUAUCUAAUUUAUUGUGUUCUUUCUAGUUCUUUCAGGCUAUAGACAUACGACAUAAGAAC